AUGAAUGUAAAACACCAUCGCCCUCCCUGCCCAGGCUGGACUCUGGAGCUUGAAGAGCUAAGACCUUUACAACCACGUGUUUUCUGAAACACAGGCGGUAACGAUCACGCCUGGCUGCCAGGGCUGCUGACAUUUAAACCGAUGAAGGAUGUGAAAAUGCUUUGCAGACCGUGAGCGCCAUUAAGACGCACGCAUCACUGCUCGGCUAGAUAACGGGCCUGGGUGCCCCGCCGGCAGCCGCGGGCGUGCACGGCGCUGGUUGCCGCUGGCUCCUCCCCGCCGGGCCUGCGAGCCAGCAGCGGUGAAGUCCCCGGCGGGCCGGGCCGGGCCGGGCCAGGCCGGGGCGGGGCGGACCCCAGCCGCCCAGUUCCUCAUUCUGUCAGCCGUGCGGGGCGAGCGGGCGGCGCCAUAGGCCCCGGAGCGCGGGCAGCUGAGGAUGGGCCGGCUCCUGCCGCUGCUCCUGCUGCUGCUGUGGCCGGCCUGGGCCGCCGCCGCCGCCGCCCGCUCGCCGCCCCACCUGGUCUUCGUGCUGGCCGAUGACCUGGGCUGGAACGACGUGAGCUUCCACGGCUCGAGCCUCCGCACGCCGCACCUGGACGCGCUGGCGGCCGGCGGGGUGCAGCUGGACAACUACUACACGCAGCCGCUGUGCACGCCGUCGCGGAGCCAGCUGCUCACCGGCCGCUACCAGAUCCAUACAGGUUUACAGCAUGAAAUAAUUUGGCCCUGUCAACCCAGUUGUGUUCCUCUGGAUGAAAAACUCCUGCCCCAGCUUCUAAAAGAAGCAGGCUAUGCUACCCACAUGGUUGGAAAAUGGCACCUGGGAAUGUACCGGAAGGAAUGCCUUCCAACACGCCGAGGAUUUGAUACCUACUUUGGAUAUCUCCUAGGAAGUGAAGAUUACUACUCCCAUGAGCAUUGUGUGUUAAUUGAGGCUUUGAAUGUCACACGAUGUGCUCUUGAUUUUCGAGAUGGUGAAGAAGUUGCAAGAGAAUAUAAUAAUAUGUAUUCAACAAACAUAUUUGCCAAAAGGGCUGCAGCCCUCAUAGCUAACCAUCCACCAGAGAAGCCUCUGUUUCUCUACCUUGCUCUCCAGUCUGUCCACGAGCCCCUUCAGGUUCCUGAGGAAUACCUAAAGCCAUAUGACUUUAUCCAAGAUAAGCACAGGCAUCUUUAUGCAGGAAUGGUGUCCCUUAUGGAUGAAGCAGUAGGAAAUGUGACUGCAGCCUUAAAAAGGCAUGGGCUCUGGAACAACACAGUGUUCAUCUUCUCCACAGACAACGGAGGGCAGACUCUUGCAGGGGGCAAUAACUGGCCCCUUCGAGGAAGAAAAUGGAGCCUGUGGGAAGGAGGCGUUCGAGGAGUGGGCUUCGUGGCAAGCCCCUUGCUGAAACAGAAGGGUGUGAAGAACCGGGAGCUCAUCCACAUCUCUGACUGGCUGCCGACGCUUGUGAAGCUGGCUGGGGGACGCACCAAUGGCACCAAGCCUCUAGAUGGCUUCGACGUGUGGAAAACCAUCAGUGAAGGAAGCCCAUCCCCCAGAGUGGAGCUGCUGCAUAACAUUGACCCGGACUUCGUAGACUCCUCACCAUGUGAGUACCCGUCCAGUGCUCUGUGUUAAGUCCCUUUGGUUCACAAAGGUGGCUUUAUGACCCACUGUCCUACUAGCCUGUCUUCAUCUGUCCACCUGAGUUGCUGUAGAGAUAAACAGUUCUUCCUGACACUAAUUUCAUGGUGGCCUCGGUACUACAGGGGGCAGAGCUGGGAAAGGAGCACCAGGCAGAAAAUCAAAGAGGCCAGUGCCUUUCUUGGCUCUGCCAUGUACUACCUGUGUGACCAUUAAGCCAUUGCACAAUCUGUGCCUCGACUGUUCCCAUCUACAGCAGGAACCUCUCAGACUCCUUCUCACUACAGAUGUCAUGCUGUUUGUUGUCUGUUCUUACCUGAGAGUUUCAGAGCCUUCUUCCAGAAAAUUCACCAUUAAAUAAGCCACCAUCAGGCUGCAGAUUGGUCUGAGCCACUACACCAUAUGGUCACAGGUGUCUUUUCCCUAGCUUCAUUCUGCCUUCUGCCUAGAUUGACCUGUAAGAAGACCUAUUAAUGCUGUCAAGGUAAGGGACAUUUAGUGUUCUCAGCUACAACAGACUAUGUGACAGUCCUGUGUAAAUACCAAGCUAGCACCUGAUGCCCCUGGGAUAGUGAGUUUGAGUCUGGAAAGUCUUGACAUUUGGUUCAUGUGAUUCCUGUGCCCACAAAAGCUGGGGAAGUCAUUGGUGUAGGAAACUUGGCUUCUCAGUGUCAGACACCACCAGUCCAGAGCUCUCACAUUUGCAGGGCCUGUAUUUGCUGAUGCAUGUUUGGGGACUGAUAUUUAUUGUGUACUCAGGUCUUUUAAAGUCCUCACCAUCAUAGUAAUUAGAUAUUAUCCCCAUUUUAGAGGUGAGGAAAUAGAGGAACUUGGAGAGAGAAACCAGGUUCCUGAAGCACACCCUGCUGCCCUCUGCAGAAGGGCAGGGACUGAGCUCUGAGCUUCAAACCCAAUUGUGAAGUUCCAGCCCCCGCUUCCCCUCCCCUACCAUAGCCAGACAGCUCACUUUCUGGAAAGGCACAUGGCUCCUACUUGGAGGCAUAGUAAAAGGCACAAAGGAAAACAACUGUUCUGUCCUAAUGGAAGGGACCUGGGUGUGGCACAGGAAAAGCUGACCCUGUCAUCUCAAAGAUGGCUUUUAAAGCACCUCAGCCCAUGUGGCACUGCAUGCCAGGUGCCACACAGGCCAGGUACUCCACAGAGUCCUGCUGGGGGAGAAGCUGGUCAUCCAAUGGGCAGAGGUAUUAGUAUUAAGAUAAAGGACACAGAACCUUAACCCCUGGUAAGCAGGUGCAUAAGAGAGUGACCUUGGGAGGUUCUCUCACCUUUCCCUGCCCCUGCACACCUAAAAGGUAAUCUAUUCCAGACAUAUCAAAAUCUCUGAAGGGUGGCUGGAGGAAAAUGAUAGGAAGGCAAGAAUGGUGUUUUAAAACUUCUGAGUAAUUUAAUGCACUGGCAGAGUGGCUCAAGCAGUAAGAGCACCUGCCUAGCAAGCAUGAGGCCUUGAGUUCAAACCCCAGUAUCACAUAUAUAUAGGCUGAGUAACUUAAUGCACUGCAAAAACCCAGUAUGGCCCAGACUCAUGGGAUGUGCAGAAUGUGCUGCUAUCCUGCUUGUGAACUGACUUUAUCUCUUUAUCCACCCACAAAUAGAAAGCCUUGAGUCCCCUCAUCAACUAGGCUAUAUUUGGUGGACUUGUUAAGUUAUUGCUGCCACAAAUUCAGGAAUGCUUUCUGGCCAUCUGCUGGUCCUCUGCCAUCUUUGAAGCCUCUUCGUUUGGCCUUCCCCACCAGCUUGCAUCCCUGUUCUGACUCCU
Molecule: messenger RNA, 3404 nt
Organism: Castor canadensis (American beaver)
Lineage: Eukaryota; Metazoa; Chordata; Mammalia; Rodentia; Castoridae
Source: RefSeq, a predicted model, not a curated record